AUGACUUUGGCCACCGCGGCCCCCUGUGAGAAACCCCUUGAAGAUACUGCUGAGAUAGAUGAGGAAGUUGAGGCCCUCGAGGGUUAUUUGGUUGAUCCCAGUCAUUAUGCAAACAAUGCAUCAAGACUAAAAACCAGCGAUGACGGUCGCUUCGUUCUUAUCCCACAGCCCUUAGAUUCGAACGACGAUCCGUUAAAUUGGAACAAGGGCAAAAAGAUCAGGAAUAUGGUGAUCAUCGCGUAUAUCGCUUUAUUAGCAGAUUAUACUGGUGGAACGUCCAUCAUUACUGUUAUUCCCCAGUCCAUACAAUGGGGAUUAUCUCAAGCUGCAGUCCAGCGCACUGUCGUGGGUAACCUGUUCACAAUUGGGGCAUGCGGAUUAUUUGUCGUCCCCUUGACAAGUUAUUUUGGCCGUUGGCCAGUCACUUUAGUAUUCCAAUCUGUCAUGCUGGGGACAUGUAUUUGGUCUGCAGCAGCCACGAGCUUUCCCUCCUAUCUUGCAGCUCGUAUCAUCAAUGGCUUUUUCUGCAGCGUCGGACAAGGAGGUGCCUUGAUGUGGAUCAAAGAUUUGUUCUUUUUUCACCAGCACCCGCAGGUAAUCAACUAUGUUGAAUUUUCGAUUAUUUUGAGCCCCUACCUUGGUCCUCUCAUCACUGCUUUCAUUGUAUCGGAGGUGAGCUGGCGCUGGGCCUUUUGGGUGUGCACAAUUCUCGCGGGGAUAGGACUCAUUCUUGUCUUCUUUUUGGAUGAAACCCUUUUUGAUCGCAAGAAUCCGCCUGUCUCCCGAGGCUCAUAUGUCUCUCGUAUCCUCGGGGUUAACCAAGCUCAGGGCUGGCAGCAAAGAAGCUUUGCAUCUUGCAUGUCUCGCCCAAUUGUGGCUAUCACCAAGAUUCCUGUGUUGACAAUUAUGAUAUAUAACUUUUUGAAUACUGCUUGGGUGGUGGGCGUGAAUACUACCAUCGGUUGUUUCUAUUUCUUUGGGGUUGUCGGAUGCCUUGUCGGUUGGUAUAGUGGUCAUUUUCUCCAUGACGCAGUUGGUCGAUUCUAUACCAAACGACAUGCCGGUCGCCUUCAUCCAGAAGCAAGGCUAAUCAUCACAUACCCAGCCACAAUUCUAUGCUGUGUGAGCCUAAUAGUUCUGGGAUUUGCUUUUCAGAGACACUGGCACUAUAUGAUCAUUGCGGGUUUCGCUUCAAUCCAGGUUGUUGGUAUCAUGAUCGUCACCACUGCUAUCAAUGCGUAUUUGCUUGAUUGUUACCCUGAAGGAUCUGGUGAAGUCGGCGCAUGGGUAACGGCGAGCCGUAGUUGGGCCGGCUUCAUGGCAACGUAUAUCCAGAUUGACUGGGUCGAUCGUAUGGGAGCUGCGAAGGCGCUCGGUAUCCAAGCUGGGAUCACUGUUGCAUCACUGUUUUUCAUUGGUUUCCUGCAAAUUUAUGGGAAGCGACUAAGAAAGUGGCAGGGUCGAAUGGUAUUUAAUAAGAUUUGA
Molecule: messenger RNA, 1485 nt
Organism: Penicillium angulare
Lineage: Eukaryota; Fungi; Ascomycota; Eurotiomycetes; Eurotiales; Aspergillaceae
Product: putative MFS transporter
Exons: 3
Coding region: 1-1485 (494 amino acids)
Biological process (GO): transmembrane transport
Molecular function (GO): transmembrane transporter activity
Source: RefSeq, a predicted model, not a curated record